GUCUUCCCUCUACCUCAUCCAACUUACAACUUACAACUUACCAAAUAUUCACGAAAACAAAUACCAUACCAUCAUAAAUUACUAUCAGUUCACGUUAUCAAUAUCUCCUCAUACAACUUCCACCCAAUCAACAACCACCCAUUUUCUUACUCUCAUCAUCAACCUCAACUUCGACUUCGACUUCGACUUCGAGUAUCAACCAUACUCUACAACAAGACACCCAUAAACCGACUACUCGGGAUACAAGAAACAGCCCUUCAAACACAAAUCCUACGUCAAUAAAAAUGUUCUCCAACCUCGCCUACCUCCUCAGCUCUAAAUCUAUCACCCUCUACAUUCUCUACACCCUCCACGUCAUGCUCGGCACCUCUCUCGUCUUCACCGCUCUCUACACCUAUGGUGUACAUUCUAGUAAAGCCAUGGCGAGAGCCGCUGCACUCGAAGCAUCCGUCAAUAGCGGAAAUGGAAUCACGGGAUUUCCAGGCAGCAAGGCGUUGAACGGAAGCGCUGUUGAAUUUGAAGAAGACAUGGGGAUUGAGAUGGACGGGAUGGAUAUUGCCAUGGGUGGUUUGAAUCAAAUCAAAGGAAUGAGACAGGUGAAGAGUAUGAUUGGGUUGAGCAGUGCGAGAGCGGGAUGGGAGAAUGCGAGCACGGGGCUUGAAUGUGUGGGUGGGAAGGGGAGGGAGGGGGAAAUUAAGUUUAGAGAGAUUUGUUAUUCUGCUGGGGGAAAGGAGGGCAUGAUGGAUGGGCUUGGUGUGGCGGGGAAGGGAAUGGCUCUUGAGAUUUCUUGAGGCGGGUUAGGUGUUGAGAGGGUGAAAGGAUGGGGGAGGACUUGAGUGAGGACUAUGUUUGUUGUAUUUGUCUUUGGGGAGAGAUGCAUGCGAGCUAGAGGAACGGGUAUGAGGACAAUGAUUGAUGAACGAAUAAUGAUGGGCGCGUUUGGUUUAAUGGGAGGGAAUCGACGAGGAGGAUGAAGGAUCGAGAGAUGAUAAUGACCAUGAGGAAUGGAGGGAUUGCGAUGUUUGCUUGCUUAUGAUUAUGAUUAUGCUUUAGAUAUAUGUUUAUACCCAAUGGAGAAUACAAAGAUUAGGAAAGAAUUUUGAAUUUUGAUACGA
Botrytis cinerea B05.10 is the source of this 1115-nucleotide messenger RNA. RefSeq lists its product as hypothetical. The transcript has a single exon. The record is from RefSeq and is a predicted model, not a curated record. The coding region runs from base 285 to 791 and encodes 168 amino acids. NCBI's taxonomy places the organism in Eukaryota, Fungi, Ascomycota, Leotiomycetes, Helotiales, Sclerotiniaceae.